CAAAAAACCGGAUUAACCGAAGACGCGCGAUUUUGUAGUGUUUAAUUGUGCAAAGAAAUUUAAAGCUAGCUAACGAUGUCUCUCGCCGACGAGCUACUUGCCGAUCUCGAGGAUGAUAACGAUGAUGUCGAGGAGGACAUCGAAAUCAAGGAGGAGCCGCGUACAACCGCACCGGAUGGUGAGGGUUCCAACGAUGGUUCGGGAGACGAGGAAGACGCCAUCAUCUUCGACCUGAAAGAUGAACCGAUGGAGAUAAACUUCUCCGUGGCAUCGAUCCGAGAAAUCUGCCGGUUACGGGACUCCGACCGGUUGGCUAACGUUCUGUCACAGAUUGAAACGUAUGCGAAGAAUCCCCGCACCACCAAGGAGAUGGUCGGAAAUGUGGAAUCGGAUCCAGAGUACCAGCUGAUAGUGGAAGCGAAUAACAUUGCGGUAGACAUUGAUAAUGAAAUCUCAACGAUACACAAGUUCGUCAAGGACAAAUACCAAAAGCGUUUCCCAGAGUUGGACUCUCUGAUUAUGGCGGAAAUGGACUACAUCCGAAGCGUACGGGAGCUUGGAAAUGAUCUCGAUCAGGCGAAGAACAACGAACGGUUGCAGGAAAUUCUGACUCAAGCAACAAUUAUGAUCGUUUCCGUUACUGCUUCAACAACGCAAGGAGUUAAACUGGAGAAGCCCGAGCUGGAGCAAAUUUUUGAAGCGUGCGAUAUGGCGGUAGAGUUGAAUGAUUUCAAAAGUAAAAUUUUUGAUUAUGUGGAAAGCAGGAUGACGUUCAUUGCCCCGAAUAUGUCGAUGAUAGUUGGUGCCUCGACAGCGGCCAAGCUGGUAGGAUUGGCCGGAGGUUUGACCAAGCUCUCUAAGAUGCCCGCUUGUAACGUGCAAGUUCUUGGAGCUCAAAAGAAAACGCUUUCUGGCUUCUCGAAGGUGGCCAUGUUACCGCAUACCGGGUACGUGUACUAUUGCGACAUUGUGCAAGAUACCGCACCGGAUCUAAGACGCAAGGCUGCUCGGCUGGUAGCGGCCAAGUGUACCCUGGCAGCACGUGUCGAUGCAUCUCACUCCAGUCACUUGGGUGAGAUUGGGCAGCGAUUCCGAGAGGAUAUAGAAAAGAAGCUCGAUAAACUGCAAGAACCACCACCGGUAAAGUUCAUCAAACCACUUCCCAAGCCGAUUGAGGGUGGUAAGAAGAAACGUGGUGGUAAACGCGUUCGUAAGAUGAAGGAACGGUAUGCUAUAACCGAGUUCCGCAAGCAAGCGAAUCGUAUGAACUUUGGCGACAUUGACGAGGAUGCCUAUCAGGAAGAUCUCGGUUAUACUCGUGGUACCAUCGGUAAAACAGGUACCGGUAGGAUUCGAUUGCCGCAAAUCGAUGAAAAGACAAAGGUGCGCAUUAGCAAGACACUGCAGAAGAACCUCCAAAAGCAGCAACAAGUUUGGGGCGGCAGCACGACGGUCAAGAAACACAUCUCCGGUACAGCGUCGAGCGUGGCCUUCACGCCGUUGCAGGGGUUGGAAAUCGUCAAUCCACAGGCUGCAGAAAAACCGACCGCCGACACCGGGGCCAAAUAUUUCUCCAAUACAUCCGGGUUUCUGUCGGUUGGCAAGAAAACAACUUAAAUUUAAUUGAUUCAGAGUGGUCGGUGUUGACCGGUAGGUUAAAGAAAUUGAAAAUUAUAAAUAAACUAGCAUGACCCAGCGUGCGUCGCUACGCUUAAAAGAGGAUGGUUAUUUGAAAUUAGAUGUUUUUUGAGUUGUUGCUUUGUGUGUGAUGAUUGUUGUUAAUAUUUGCUGAGGAUUUUACAUUGGUUACAUGAACACCAACCAUGGUUCUGAGCUUAUUUUUGAAUUUCAUGGAUUGGCCAGCGAGGAGAAUUACUAAACUAUCAUCAGCAUUUAAUACUUGGCUGAAACGCUUCUGUUUUGUGCGCAAAGGAUCGGCAGGGCUCGAGCUCAGAUUUCUUUUCUUUGAGAUUUGGGUGCUAUGCCUUCGGAAGGGAGUCACCUCGUUUUUAGAAGACUUUUGGCGUCGCAAAGAAUUUAACCGAAAAGAGGAAUUUUCUGUUCAGAUUGCCCUUUAUUCGCAAAUACCCUGCCCUUUUACACCCCGGAUCGGCCGGUGUCCCUCUUCGGAACAUACAUCCCAUAACGGCUCAUUUCUCCCAUAACUGUGUUGAGCUCCUAAUGCUACCAACUGGAGUUAGGACCCCGCGCAAAAGCCCUCAUGGAAAUGUUAAUGAGGUGUUAGUAAUGUGUGUGUGCAUAUUUUGAAUUUUUAUACAUAAUUUUUUUAUCUUUGAUGAAAUUUCGAAAAUUCGAAUUGUGCAUAUUGCCCCAGUAUGCUUAAACCGGUUUUAACUAAGCCUUCUAGGAUAAAAUUCUCAUCAAUUAAAUUAAUUCGCGCUGUCAACGCUCCCUGGCGCUCAGUAUUGCAACUACUAUUCGGUGAUUUAGUGGAUUUUCAAAAAAUCAUUAAAAAAUAACUGUUUGAGCUAGGGCUAUGAAAAUUUGAGAGUAUUAGUUUUUUUGUAUGAAAAAUCUAAGAAAAAUAUCAAAUCAAAGGUUAACAGAAAGUUACGGAAAAUAAUUUUUCUAUUUUUUGAAUAACUUAAGUAAUGGGAAUGAAAUAUAGUUUACAUCCGAUUCUGAUACCUACAGAAGAUACACACAAAGUUUGGUUUGAAUCGGUUCAGCCGUUUCGGAGGAGUUUGGACACAAAAAAAUGUGA
This is a messenger RNA of Anopheles darlingi, 2725 nucleotides long. It is a transcript of the gene Prp31, whose product is annotated as U4/U6 small nuclear ribonucleoprotein Prp31. Bases 76 to 1617 code for a protein of 513 amino acids. The record is from RefSeq and is a predicted model, not a curated record. Gene Ontology annotation, cellular component: precatalytic spliceosome; U4/U6 x U5 tri-snRNP complex; U4 snRNP. NCBI's taxonomy places the organism in Eukaryota, Metazoa, Arthropoda, Insecta, Diptera, Culicidae. Gene Ontology annotation, biological process: mRNA splicing, via spliceosome; spliceosomal tri-snRNP complex assembly. The transcript has 5 exons.